Messenger RNA from Mytilinidion resinicola, 3720 nucleotides. RefSeq lists its product as uncharacterized. Gene Ontology annotation, molecular function: ATP binding; ATP-dependent chromatin remodeler activity. The coding region runs from base 1 to 3720 and encodes 1239 amino acids. The transcript is spliced from 3 exons. NCBI's taxonomy places the organism in Eukaryota, Fungi, Ascomycota, Dothideomycetes, Mytilinidiales, Mytilinidiaceae. The record is from RefSeq and is a predicted model, not a curated record.
AUGGAUGCUUCUUGGGCAUCCUGGGUGACUGCUCCAGCUGGCCUGCCACUAUUCAAAGUACUUGCGGCGACCGAAAAGAACUUGGGAAAUGACACUCUAUCCACUUCUAACACCACCUUCUCGUUCCAGUCCAAUAUUCGGCGUGACUGGGAUGGCACCCUUUGCGAAGCCUUGAUAUCAUGUUCGCAGUCGCAGGCCCGUGACAGCUCCCUAUCAAAGCCACAUCGAGCGAGGAAGUAUUCCGCGAUGGACUUUCCCACCUUUUCACGUGAGGAGAGCGCCUCACCUGCGAGAGGACAGACUCCCAGUUCGACUGUCUCCUAUGCGAUAAAAACUACUCCCUCCACCCCACUCUCUUCGUCGACUUCUUUGGGCGUGGCAUCCAGGAAUGAGGACGACUCGCUGCACCUCGACUUCACCGACUACAUCGCUCUAGGUUGUUUACAUUAUGAUGAUUUCGUUGUUUCUCCCCCUGUCCCUACGAAGCCCUGGUCGGAGAUCUAUCCAGCCCUAGGUCAGCAAUGGAAGCUGAAGCUCAAAGAGGAUGCAUCCGUUCUACUUACAGCGGGUUGGAUACGAAUGUUUGCCUACGCGCUAGAGAGCCUGGCAGCAGGGUGCGCCGUCUUCAGAAUCUUUUUGCGACCUCUAGAGUCGUACGAAGAUCGGCAGAACAAGAUUCUCAAAUCUCGAUUACGGUCGCUCGUCCAGCGCAUCAACAUUUCGCAAGAAGCCUGGUCAGGGCGACAUGAUGUAGCGCAACAAAUGUUCGAUCCGUGGGCGACGGGAGAAGAUGAAUCACUUUUCUAUCUAUUCAACACAAUACCCUCCCCUCACCCUGAUCCGGGUGUUAUCUCAUGUCCCUACUCAAGGCAGGCAGCAGAAGACCUACUUAACCCAGGAACGCUCCAAGGACUGAGGACAAAGUUGUACGAAUUCCAGACACGAUCUGCAUCGCUAAUGGUUCAGAAAGAAUCUGCACCGCAUAAGAUUCUAGACCCGCGUUUCGAACCAAGAUACUCUCUUGAUAAUCGUCUAUUUUACUACAACCCGAAUGAUAUGGAGUUUGUCCUGAAGCCGCAGUAUUACGACUCCAACAGAGGUGGCAUACUUGCGGAGACCAUGGGGAUUGGAAAAACUUUGAUUUGUCUCGCUGUAAUACUAUCAACUAAAGAUCAUAUGCCGUCCGUUCCGCCACGAUAUCAAGGAGGAGAACGACGUUGGGGCCGACUUAGCCGCCCUGGAGAGAAAGUUCGCCCAGAACAAGGAAGUUCUGACACUGAGAACUCUUCGCCAGCCAAAGAGAUCUCAGGCAUCAAUGGCUCGACAACUAUCACGUCUUAUGGGGCCGACGACUUCUGGAAAGUGGGCACUCUUGCCAAGAUGGCUGCUGCAACGGCGACUCGCAAUUCUAUACCCUGGAAACGCCUCAUUCCUAAAGAUACCGAAAGCUCCAAAAUUCUGGAUGCUGCCGUGCCCUCAUAUGACGUGCCAAUCGAACAGGCCCGGAGAAGUCGCAGCAGCUUGACCAAUAUUACGCAGAAGGUCACGCUGUGUAGCGGCACUUUAAUUGUAGUUCCUCCAAAUCUUCUGACUCAAUGGCAAUCCGAGAUUAAGAAACACGUUGCUGACGGGUAUCUCAAAGUUCUGGUACUAGACAACAAAUUCACUGCGAAAUUGCCAGGGAGUGAGAAACAUGCAGAGCGGGAUGGCAUUUUCUGUACGAAGCUUCUUCCAUCGUCUGCUAUGUUACGAACGUAUGAUAUUGUUUUGUUUAGCCGGCCACGCUUUGAACAAGAAAUCAAGGAUGGCGAAGAUAGGUACGGACGACGACUUCACACUGGUGCGCCAACAAUCUGCCAAUGCCCAUAUAUUGGCGCAACCCGCAUUCCCGACUGUCGCUGUUUCAAAAUAGAUGAGACGUAUCGAUCUCCUCUCAAAGAAUUGCAUUGGUUGCGAAUGAUCAUCGACGAAGGCCACAAUUUUGCCUCGGCCAAAUCCAAUGCGGUGCUCAUUGCCGGCCAGAUCCAGGCUGAACGCCGCUGGGUGGUAUCUGGAACCCCAGCGAAGGAUUUGGUGGGUGUCGAUGUGGAGCUGCCAGUCACAGACGAGUAUGAAUCAAGAGAUGCCGUCAUGGAGAAGAGGCGUCAGUUCAGCGAAUCGGAUGAUACCAAAUCAGCCGUGAAGAGCUUGAGAGAUCUUGCAAAGCAUUUCCUAAAGGUCCAACCCUGGGCGGAUUGCGAUUGGGACGAUUACGUUUACCGUCAUGAGAAGACAAGCAAAAAGAAGACUUACACAUGCUUCUCCGCGUGUAUGAAGCAGACGCUAGGCGGAUUGGUUAUCAAGACUGCGCCCGAGAUUUACGAAAAGGAGGUCAGCAUACCCGAGUUGACACAUACCAUCAUCCGCCUAAAGCCUUCUUGGUUUGACAAAAUGUCAGCCAAUCUCUUCAUUCAGGUUAUGCGAGCCAAUGCCAUUACCAGUGAGCGAGCGGGCGUCGAUUACUUGUUCGACAAUCACAAAAACAGCGUUAAGGCACGGCAUAGCUUACUGAAGAAUCUUCGGCAGGGCAACUUCACAUGGACCGGCUUCACAGAGGAAAACGUCCGCGAGACCUUGGAAACUAGCCAUAAAUAUUUGAACAAGGAGGACAAAAAGUGCUCACAGCAGGACGUCGAAAUUUUGACAGAAAGCAUGCAGAUGAUUGAGCAGGUCUUGGGAUCUCCUCGCUGGUUGUCUCUCAGUAAAACACACGAGAUGGGUUUCUUCGUGGAGAGUUGGCCACAAGAGUCCAUUGAAUAUUUUGCGCUUGGUGGAAUAGCAGCGCCGCAGAUGAUUGGAGUCUCUCAACUAUUAGAGGGCCAAUUUCAUGUGAAUAGUCAGGUAUCUUCAGAUGAUCCGGCGUCCGGACUUGUCGAAGUAGGCGAACAUGGGAGAUUAAGGCUGGAACAAGCAGCGAAAGCCGAAGAAGAGACUGCAGCAAAACGUAAGACUUCGAAGUCCUCCGAAGUCGCCCCCAAAGGAGUGCCUUUAUCAUGCGUGGACGGGGAACCAACGUCAGCAUCAGCUAAACGCUCUUUGCCCACGCGAGUGAACUCGUCUCCAAAGAAAGGUAGCCAGUCAACACAGAAUGCAAACGCGCCAGCUGCGUCCAACGGAAACGGGGAAUUCAAACCGGCAAUAAGAAAGCGGAAAUUGACAUUCUCUGACAUUACCAAAGAGCUGGCCGCUGGGUCACCCCUCUUGAAAACUCAUGUCAUCGGGACGACCUCCUCCAAAUUGAGCUAUCUCCUCGACAGAGUAAUGCUGUUUCAAGCUGAACACAAAAUCAUCAUCUUCUACGAUGGCGACAACACCGCAUAUUAUCUAUCUCAAUGCCUGGACUCUUUGCACAUCGGCCAUCGUAUCUACGCUCGCACCCUCGACUCCAACAAGCGGGAUAAUUACAUACACCUAUUCAAAGAAGAUCCCAACAUCCGUGUCUUUCUUAUGGACGUCGCUUGUGGUUCCCACGGACUGGAUCUCCAUGUCGCGAGCGUUGUCCUCAUCAUCAACCCCAUCAACCGGAAGGACGUCGAGGCACAGGCCAUCAAGCACAAUCGAAGACGACAAAGGGAUCCAAGAGAUCAUCCAGAACGCCAAGAUUGUGCCCGUGAAACCGAGCGAGGCGCAGGGAGAGAAUCAGAUGGCGAGGCUAAGGGAAAGGCAACGGGUCUUUGCUAG